AAGAUCUGCGAUCAGUUGAGAAAGAAACUUCAACGAGACUUCAUUCCUAUCUCUAUCUCUCUCUUUCUUUUUCUGUUUAAUAAAAAUUGUUAUAGAAAACGCAAACAAUAAUGGAACGCUGGGCUGGUAAAAUAGCUAUAGUUACUGGUGCAUCUAGUGGAAUGGGAUUAGCAAUAGCAAAAGCUCUUGUACAAAAUGAUGUAGUCGUGAUCGGAUUUGCUAGAAGGAAAGAGAAAAUGCAGAGCGAAAUGCAGAAUGUUAAGGGAAAAGGUAAAGGAAAGUUCUAUGCUUGCGAGUGUGAUGUUACGAAGCCCGAAAGUAUCGAACAAGCAUUCGAAUGGGUCAAAAAUAAUUUUGGAACAAUCCAUAUUCUGGUGAACAAUGCUGGGGUCUCCUCAGAUGCCAAAUUUAUGGAUUCAUCAAGAUCUGAUUGGAAAAAAUUAUUCGAUGUCAAUGUGUUGGGAUUAAUUGAUUGUAGUAAACGUGCCGCUAGAAUGAUGUUAGAUUCUAACGUGGAAUGUUACAUUGUUAAUAUGAACAGUGUCUUAGGACACAACGUUGAUCUUCCGGGUUUUACACUUAACUUUUAUCCAUCGUCCAAAUCCGCUUCUGUUGCUGCUACUGAGAUCAUACAAAAGGAAUUAUAUGGUAGUAAAAUUCGAGUGACGAGUAUCAGUCCAGGAUUGGUAUCUACGAAUAUAAUGCAGGCCAAUAACUUCAACAUAAAGGAGUCGUAUAAGUCUUUGUAUGCAUUGGAACCUAAUGAUGUUGCAAAUGCCAUUAUUUACGUAAUUGGAACUCCACAACGCGUCCACAUUACAGAAUUGAUUAUUAGACCAUUCGGAGAAGUUAAGUAUGCGAUGUAAAUAUAUAAUUAGAUUAUGUAUAAUAUUCGAGAUAAAUAUUAUAUUGUUAUUAUUUUUGUCAAAACACAAUAAAGUAUAAUUUUUUUAGUGGUGUAAAAAUUGAUUUAAAAUUAUAUCAUAUGAGAAGAUUGAGACUAUAUUUUUUUCUUAAUUGUAAUGUUAAUAAUGUAAAUAAUUGUAUAAUUAUAUAUAAUUUAUCCAUGUAUAUACACACAUAUACGAACUUUUUAAAUGGCUCUAAUAAGUAUUACGAAAAAAGAUGUUUUAUAUAGAGAAACAGUAAAGUAAACAAUUUCUGAUCGAUUUAAGUACAGACACAUGUAACAUUAGUAAUUAUUACAGAACAAGGAAGUUUUCUUCAAACGAGAGAAUAAAAUAACAAUGAUUUCUAAUUUAUAAGAAUGCACAACUAUAUAAUAUUAUUACGUAUUACAGAAAAAGAAAUUAUUUCUAAACGAUACAAAUAAAAUAACAAAUUAUUUUUAAUCAAUCUGAAUAUAUGUAAUAUACUUGUUUAUUUAAAACAAGAUUAGUUUAUAAAGAAUGUUUACCCACUUUAUAAUUAUUGCAUUAUCAUAUCAUAAUAAUAUGAUAUCUAUGUGUAUAUCUACAGACAUAAGUAUCUCGAUUUUAUAGUUACAUAAUUUCAUUUUUAUCUCAUUUUUAAUCACUAAUCCAACCUUGAAUAGCAGUUCUUUGCUUCCCUCUCUACGAGCAACCAAUUACACUGUAAACGUAUGUAUAAAUAAAGUAACAUACUAGAACUGCUAUCAUUUCAAGAAGAAACUUCAACGUGAUAACUUCGUCUCUUCUCAUCACCUCACACUCUUUCUUUUUCUGUUGAAUGUGAUUGAAUAUUGAAAACAAAAAUGGAACGCUGGGCUGGUAAAGUAGCUAUAGUUACUGGUGCAUCUAGUGGCAUAGGAUUGGCAAUAGUGAAAGCUUUUGUACAAAA
Messenger RNA from Vespa velutina, 1821 nucleotides. RefSeq names its product farnesol dehydrogenase-like. The record is from RefSeq and is a predicted model, not a curated record. Lineage: Eukaryota; Metazoa; Arthropoda; Insecta; Hymenoptera; Vespidae. The transcript is spliced from 5 exons. The coding region runs from base 111 to 866 and encodes 251 amino acids.